GAGAUUCCCCCCGAACUGGGAAAUCUAACAUGGGAUUUCCAUGCAGCCCUGAAAAAACGAGUAGAGGAAGUUGAAUCAAUCCAGCGAAAAAAUCUGUUAACGAGGGCUAUCCGAGCGCCUGACAUAACACAACAAAUAAGUAACAUGAAGAGCUGCCUGAAUGAUGCUAUUUCUCGUUUCCAGCUAAGAAUAUCAACUUUAAUUCUACUUCGUGCGGAACGUGUGUCAGUCCAGUCCAGUCGCUGCCGAAUACAUGUGUGUUAAGAGCAAGUCGGAAUGUCUCGAACGGACGCGGGUUCAGAUACAAGCAUCGCUGCUGGAGCAUCUCAAGAUCCCCGAGAAUCGAUUUACCUGGUUGCGUGGGCCUCCGGGUACUGGGAAGACAGCGAUUUGUAUGAGCGUUGCGUCCACCCUCAACAGCGAGGCUGUCCUGGCGGCGUCGUUCUUCUGGGAUAAGAACCAAGCAGGAACGGGCCUCAAUUCCAUUGAACACUUUCCCUCCACCCUUGCGUACCAACUCGCAGUCUUCAACGAAGACUUCAAGAUGUCACUUGUCAAACACCUUCGGCAGCCAUCUUCAGGCUUUGUUAAGAGUCUCCCACUGGAUAAACAAAUGAGCGUUUUGAUCAUCGAACCAAUGCGCGAUGUGAUAGAAAUGCUGCCUUCUGGCAGGAUUCGCUUCGUUAUCAUACUAGAUGGCUUAGAUGAGUGUGGGAAUCCUAUGACACUCAAGAGUUUAAUGGAGCUUGUGCUAAAGCUGCAUGAUCUACCCUCCUCAUUUGCCGUGUUAGUCAGCUCUCGUCCAGAGACACAGGUUAUUCGGGCUUGGAGUCGAGCUCAAUCGAAGGGUCAUGUCAUUUUGUGCGAAGAUACUAACACGAUCGACAAGAAAAUGGAUCUCGACACUUUCACUUCAGCGUGUCGUGAAUUGCCCAUUAUUGCUUCACUGCGCAUACGCGAAAUCUGCGAUCGAACUGAACUCGGUGCGACACUCAAAUUGGAGUUUGAUUACUUCCGAAAUCUCAUGGAUGCGCCGACUGAUCUUAAUUCGGAGUACCUGCGAAUACUGCGGCGGGCCUAUACGCUGGAAUCGUCGCCUGUUCGUCCAAAUGUGAUUGAAAAUUACCGCCUUGUAGUGGGAACGAUUGCUGUGGCGCGGGAACCGUUGAGUUUGCAUUCCAUUGCGCAGCUUUUGGGAAUUACGGAGGAUGAAGUCUAUGCAACUUUAAGACCAAUUGGUUCAAUUGUUGAUCUUCCUUCAACAGGAGAAGGGCGGCCCAAAUUUUAUCAUGCAACAGCGAAGGAGUUCAUCGUGGGGCAUCCGAUCAGUGGCACGUGCGACCAUCCUUUCUUUAUCGAUAAGGAUGGGUCCUUCCUGGGGUUACCGCUCCUUCGAUUCCUAAGGGGAUUGGCGAUACCCACCAAUCGCCCCUUAGGAGACGAGAAGAAGUGGAGGAGAUUUCAGCGGAAGAGGCAACCUGAGCAUAUCCAAUAUGCCGUCAAAUACUUGUUCAACCAUUUGGACUCUUCAAAGCUAUUCUCGCAAGACUCCAAUGAACUGCAGCAGGAGUUUGAUCACUUUCUCACCCAUAAUCUACUCUGGUUCAUCGUGCUGUUGCAGGGUGAAUUCACGUUGCUGGAUAAGAUUAAGUUCCUUCACUCUAAUAAUAAUGAUUACGGUUCAACUCAACUAUUAAGAGAAGCCGGGAGAGUGAACGAAUAUGUAGUUGACCGGUAUCAUCUUCCUGCCCUACCUCGGGUAACUGUCCACCCCAGCCACUUGCCCAAAACCAAAGUGUUUUAUCCGUGGCAAAUUUUUCGCUCCAUGCUCCCCUUCACUCCAACCUCAUCCCUACUCUUCAAAUCAUACAGUCAUCUUUCUGAUCCUGUUCGGAUCUUCAGCAUUUCCGGAGAGUUCGCUGGUCAUCUGAUUCCGUUAAGCGAGCAUGCACUCAGUGCUCGGAAGAUUAUGGAGACAAAGCUAAGGAGGUUGCCAAGGGAGCAGCAGGGUUACAAGGCUGAAUUUCUUGAUCCCGAUAUUCGUGAAGGCACAGUGACUUCUGCAGCAAUCUCCAAAGAUGGUUGUCACAUUGCACUUGGCUUCGGAAAUGGUGGCAUUGAAGUCGUUGACAUUGAUCAGCAGCAUUCCAUCACUCGAUUCCAAUGUGACUCGUAUAGUCCCCCAGUGUGGAUCGAGUUUAUCUCUGCCCCUGAAGCUUGACACGCUCCCCAGUGGGCAUUAUCCCACUGUCACUGUGGCAGCGGACAAUGGAUCAUUCGUCAUACGACUCCCA
Cantharellus anzutake is the source of this 2294-nucleotide messenger RNA. RefSeq lists its product as uncharacterized. The transcript is spliced from 7 exons. The record is from RefSeq and is a predicted model, not a curated record. NCBI's taxonomy places the organism in Eukaryota, Fungi, Basidiomycota, Agaricomycetes, Cantharellales, Hydnaceae. The coding region runs from base 254 to 2221 and encodes 655 amino acids.